AUGUCGAAGAGCCGCGUUCCAAUGAUGCUGGGCCUCGCUGCGGCGGGUGCAGGCGGAUACUACCUUUACUCUGCGGGCGGCAGUCCCUCGGCAGCAAAGCACCAGAUGAAGAUCGACGCUGAAAAGGCACGCGAGAAGAUUCCAGGCACAGACAACGCCGAGAAGUAUGGCAAGGAUGUCGGCAAGGAAGCUGGCGCCAACAUCGACGAUGCUAUCGCCAAAACCCGUGCUGAAGUCCAGGAGGGUAAGAACAAGCUUGAGGAGCUCCGCAAUGAAGCAAAGAACAAGUUCAAUGCCAGCCGGGAGAAGGUCAACCACAGUGUUGAUCAGAUCGAUCGCGAUGUCGAGCAAAAGGCCGCUGAGGCCAAGGGGGCUGUCUCUGGCUGGCUCGGUGGCAAGAAAUAA
Molecule: messenger RNA, 405 nt
Organism: Penicillium coprophilum
Lineage: Eukaryota; Fungi; Ascomycota; Eurotiomycetes; Eurotiales; Aspergillaceae
Exons: 3
Coding region: 1-405 (134 amino acids)
Source: RefSeq, a predicted model, not a curated record